UUAAACUUUAUAAAAUCCUUCCAUUAAAAAAAAAGAAACACAAAAUAUGACAUUCUCUCUAAGCCUUGUUCAGGUCUUUAGCAUCGUUACAACAAUCAUUAUGUCCCACUUUGGUAAGUCUGACGCAAGAACAAGUCUUAACGUUCUGAGCUUUGGCGCAAAACCAAACGGAGUGGUAGACUCGGUAAAAGCUUUUUCGGAUGCAUGGGAUGCCGCGUGUGAAGUGGCAGACUCGGUCGUGAUUUACGUACCUAAAGGAAGGUAUUUGGUUAGCGGAGAGGUUCGGUUUGAAGGAGAAAGUUGUAAAAGCCGCGACAUAACAUUAAGGAUUGACGGAACUUUAAUUGGUCCGCAAGACUACAGAUUGCUUGGGAAAAGAGAAAACUGGUUUAGUUUUAUUGGUGUUCACAAUGUUACGGUUCUUGGUGGUUCUUUUGAUGCUAAGGGAUCAACCUUGUGGAGCUGCAAAGCCAAUGGUUACAACUGCCCUGAAGGUGCAACGACAUUGAGAUUCAUGGACUCGUUCAACGUGAGGAUCAAAGGAGUAUUGUCAUUGAAUAGCCAAUUGUUCCACAUAGCAAUAAACCGUUGCAGAAACAUAAAGAUUGAAGAUGUCCGGAUCAUAGCACCAGAUGAUAGCCCCAACACUGACGGCAUUCACAUCCAGCUAUCAACCGACAUCGAGGUCCGAAAUGCUUCUAUCAAAACCGGAGACGAUUGUAUCUCGAUCGGACCGGGUACAAAGAACCUUAUGGUAGAUGGAAUCACUUGUGGUCCUGGACACGGAAUCAGCAUUGGGAGCUUAGCGAAGUCCACAGAGGAGCAAGGCGUGGAAAACGUGACUGUGAAGAAGGCUGUGUUUGUACAAACGGACAAUGGACUAAGGAUAAAGUCGUGGCCACGAUAUAGUAACGGGUUCGUGGAAAGGGUUCGGUUCUUAGGGGCUCUUAUGGUCAACGUUUCUUAUCCUAUCGUCAUCGACCAGAACUAUUGCCCAGGCGAUUCUUCUUGCCCUUCUCAGGAGUCGGGAAUCAAAAUAAACGAUGUAAUAUAUAGCGGAAUCAUGGGAACAUCAGCCACAAAGAUUGCUAUAAAGAUGGAUUGCAGUGAGCGAGUACCAUGCACUGGGAUUCGAAUGCAAGCGAUUAAUCUAACUUACUAUGGUGAAGCAGCAAAGACUUCUUGCAUAAAUGUUUCUGGUAAGCAACUUGGUUUGGUUACACCUAGUGGAUGUCUCUGA
Messenger RNA from Camelina sativa (false flax), 1240 nucleotides. Its product is annotated as polygalacturonase-like. NCBI's taxonomy places the organism in Eukaryota, Viridiplantae, Streptophyta, Magnoliopsida, Brassicales, Brassicaceae. Gene Ontology annotation, biological process: carbohydrate metabolic process. The record is from RefSeq and is a predicted model, not a curated record. Gene Ontology annotation, molecular function: polygalacturonase activity.